ACUACCUGGAGUACCACUGGUGCAGUUCAGACUUCAGGUCCGAACGGUAACAGCGAUGCUGGCCAUUUUCUCCGGCCGACAGUGCCCGGGCAUGGCCUCUUGCAAACUCGGUCUCCUCCUCUUGCUCCAGAGUCUGAGCUCCUCUGCCACCGCGGUAGCCUCCGUCUCGCUCUCCGUGGGAGAAUCUAUCACCGGGAACCGGACGCUGGUCUCGGAGGGAGGCAAGUUUGAGCUGGGCUUCUUCUCCCCGGCCGGCGACUCCACCUACUACGUCGGCAUAUGGUACAAGCAGAUCCCGGCGCAGACAGUCAUUUGGGUGAUGAACAGGGACCGCCCUGUCUCCGACCCAUCGUCCUCGGAGCUGACGCUAGCUCCGGACGGCAAUCUCGUCCUCCUCCUAAACGAAAACCAGCAGAAGAGGCCAAUCUGGUCGUCGACCAGUCACGCACGUACGAGCAACGGGCCCGUCGUGGCGGCGCUCCUCGACAGCGGGAACCUCGUUCUGCGGGGCCGGCAACCGGGCAACUCGUCGGAGGUCAUGUGGCAGAGCUUCGAGCACCCGACCGACACGCUCAUGCCGGGCGGCUGGGUCGGGCUGAACAAGAGCACCGGCGCGUACCAGGCGCUCGUGUCCUGGAGGAGCGCCGUCGACCCAUCCACGGGAUUGUACGUGGACCGGGUCGACCCGUCCGGGUCCGGCCAGUACACCUUCUCGUGGAACGGCACGACCGUCUACCACCGCGUCGGCGCAUGGAGCGGCCAGCGCUCCGCCUCCGUGCCGGAGAUGGGCAUGUCGGCAAGGUACAAGUACAACUCCGUCAACAACGACGAGGAGGUCAGUUUCUCCUUUGAGGUGGUCAACCCCUCUACCCUGUCAAGGAUGGUGAUGAGCCCGCACGGGCAGCUCACCAUGUUGGACUGGUCCAGCGAGUCCGGGCAGUGGCUGCUCCACUGGGCGACUCCCACGUCGCCGUGCGACGUGUACUCCGUGUGCGGGCCCUUCGGCCUGUGCGACGUGGCCAGCUCGCAGUACUGCCGGUGUUUGCCGGCGUUCGACGCCGCGUCGCCGGGGGAUUGGAGCGGCGGCUGCGCGAGGAAGACGGGCUUGCACUGCAGCAACGGCACGUCGACCGAUGGGUUCCUUCCGGUGGAAAAUGUCAAGGUGCCGAGCAGUUAUUUCUCCGAGGCAGGUAGCUUCGGAGAUUGCGCGUCGGCGUGCUUGAGAAACUGCUCUUGCACGGCGUAUGCGUACAGCGGUGGUUGCAUGGUGUGGGGUGGUGAUCUCAGGAACAUUCAGCAGGUCACCUACGGCGAAGCCGGCUCGUCCACUCUGUUCCUCCGAGUCGCCGCCGCCGAUCUUACUGCCACCAGUAACCAUGGCGGCGCGUCAACAAAUGAACGCGACGUCAUCCUAGUCGCGUCUUCGGUAUCUUUUCUCACGAUACUCUGCUUGUUCGUCUUCGUUUGCUGGAGGCGACGUGGCGCGAAUACUGUGCGGCACGACGGCUCUCUUCUGGUGUUCAGCCACGGCUAUCUAGCGCGGUGUACGGACAACUUCUCCCAGAAACUGGGGAUGGGGAGCUUCGGCUCCGUGUACAAAGGGACGCUCCGUGACGGUGACCACACAGCGGUGGCCGUCAAGAGGCUCGAGGGAUUGGCGCAAGGGGAGAAGCAGUUCCGCGCCGAGGUGAGGACCCUCGGCAUGAUCCACCACGUCAAUCUCGUACGCCUUCGCGGGUUCUGCGCGACGAGGCGCGAGCGGCUGCUGGUCUACGACUACAUGCCCAACGGCUCCUUGGCCUCCGCCAUGGCCGGCCCGAGCUUCGGGCUGCUGGACUGGGGCACCAGGUUCGGCAUCAUGGCCGGCGUCGCCAGGGGCCUCGCCUACCUCCACGAGCAGUGCCAGGAGCGCAUCGUGCACUGCGACGUGAAGCCGGAGAACAUACUCCUGGACGCGGCCUUCCGCCCCAAGGUGGCCGACUUCGGCAUGGCGAAGCUCAUCGGGCGGGACUUCAGCCACGCGCUGACCACGGCGCGGGGCACGGUGGGGUACCUGGCGCCGGAGUGGGUCCUGGGCCUGCCCAUCACGCCCAAGGCGGACGUGUACAGCUACGGCAUGACGCUGCUGGAGCUCGUCUCCGGCCGGAGGAACCGGGACGCCGGCGGCCGCGGCGCGGGGCACUUCCCGCUCUGGGCGGCCACCAAGGUCAGCGAGGGGCAGUUUGUCGCGCUCUUGGACGAGAGGCUGGCGGGGGACGCGGACGUGGGAGAGCUGGGCCGGGCGUGCAGCGUCGCGUGCUGGUGCAUUCAGCAGAGCGAGGAGAUGAGGCCGACGAUGGGGCAGGUGGUGCAGGUUCUGGAGGGGUCGCUCACGGUGGGGGCUGCGCCUGUGCCCAGACACCUCGAGGUGUUCUGUGCGGAGGAUUCGCGCACGCUCUGAAGAGGACCCAAUCGAUGACGACUUGUUUUUUCUCUUCCUCUUCUUUUUUUAACACAAGUAGGCGCGAAUAUCCGGCCAACAAGCGCCAAAUUCUCAUUCAUCUCAGGAGCAAAGUACAGCGUGAAUUACAUACCCUCUCACCUGAAGAUUUUGAAGAGAAAGUAAAAGAGGGCACGAACCGUUGCCUUGAGAGGAAUGAGUACAAGCGAAGACAGAUUCUAUUCUUUAGUUGAGAACCUGACGAGCACAACCCAAUUGAUGUUU
This is a messenger RNA of Triticum aestivum (bread wheat), 2704 nucleotides long. Its product is annotated as G-type lectin S-receptor-like serine/threonine-protein kinase At2g19130. NCBI's taxonomy places the organism in Eukaryota, Viridiplantae, Streptophyta, Magnoliopsida, Poales, Poaceae. Gene Ontology annotation, molecular function: ATP binding; protein serine/threonine kinase activity. The record is from RefSeq and is a predicted model, not a curated record. Bases 56 to 2440 code for a protein of 794 amino acids. The transcript has a single exon. Gene Ontology annotation, biological process: protein phosphorylation; recognition of pollen.